AGUCACCCCAGCUAAGAUGGAACAAAAUAGCACCGAUUCUCCUGCACAGUAUACUCUUUCCGAAGUGCUUAAAAACCCGAAAACUGCUUUGAUUACCACAUUUUUAGUACUUCUGAUUUUGUGUACUCUGGUUGGGAAUUUUCUUGUUAUCUGGAAUAUUUUUACGACUCGACGUUUGAGGUUUUCAGCGUUCUUCUUCGUGGCGAGUUUGGCUGUGGCAGAUUUUCUAGUUGGACUUGUUGUUCUUCCAAUCUCGCUCGCUUAUCACCUCACUUUUGAAAUGACAGGAAGAUGGAUUUUUGGUUCCUGGACUUGCAAAGCAUGGCUUCUGUCCAACUUUUGGUUCUGCUCUGCAUCAAUUCUCAAUCUCUGCUUGGUCAGCUGGGAUCGUUACGUAGCAGUGACGUCACCUCUCUAUUACAAGGUUCGUAUAAGCGAUACCAGAGUCAAGACACUGAUUGGAAUGAUCUGGUUCCUUAGCUUUUGUCUGGCAAUUGUUUUGUCUACUGGCAUUCAUCUUAACUCGGCAUCCAGUACUAAGAACUGCACUGUUCAGAGCCUGAAUAAGAUUUUCACCGCAAUAGGGGUAGUUUUUGUCUUCUUCCUUCCUGCAAUCUUUCUUGGUUUCGUCAAUACAAGAGUCUGGCUUAUAACGCGAACACAUCAGAAAAGAAUCCAAGUGAGCUUACACCUGAACUCUUUUAGUAAUGUUAGUGCGAAUUCUGAACAAAUAAAUCUCGAUGAAACAACGACUGCACGCUCCUCAUCAAGACCACGUGAAUCUUCCACGAGGACACUAACAAGAACGAUCAAACAAGAGAUCAAGACAUUCAAAACCUUUCUUAUCGUUAUCGGGGUGUUUGUGGUCUGUUGGUGCCCGUUCUAUACGUCCAUGCUUGUUGAUAUUUUCAAGCCACUUCAAGGCUUUGUUUUGUUCUUAAUGAUUAUUCUAAGCUAUUGCAAUAGCGCUUUGAACGUUUUUAUAUAUGGGAUAUUUAGCAGAGAGUUCAGAAGUGCUUUGAUAUCGACUGUCAAAUGUAUAUAG
This is a messenger RNA of Actinia tenebrosa (Australian red waratah sea anemone), 1045 nucleotides long. RefSeq names its product putative G protein-coupled receptor No18. Lineage: Eukaryota; Metazoa; Cnidaria; Anthozoa; Actiniaria; Actiniidae. Gene Ontology annotation, cellular component: plasma membrane. Gene Ontology annotation, biological process: G protein-coupled receptor signaling pathway. The record is from RefSeq and is a predicted model, not a curated record. Gene Ontology annotation, molecular function: G protein-coupled receptor activity.